Messenger RNA from Entamoeba invadens IP1, 1707 nucleotides. Its product is annotated as beta-hexosaminidase alpha chain precursor, putative. The record is from RefSeq and is a predicted model, not a curated record. Gene Ontology annotation, molecular function: beta-N-acetylhexosaminidase activity. Gene Ontology annotation, biological process: glycosaminoglycan metabolic process; carbohydrate metabolic process. The transcript has a single exon. Gene Ontology annotation, cellular component: membrane; lysosome. The coding region runs from base 1 to 1707 and encodes 568 amino acids. NCBI's taxonomy places the organism in Eukaryota, Evosea, Mastigamoebida, Endamoebidae.
AUGCUGGUAUUUGCAUUACUGGUAUUCACCGUCUUUGCUGGGAAUGGUAAUGAUGUUAUAGGGCAAUUGCUGUUAGUACCAUACCCACAGAAAGUUGAAGCCAAUAUUGGGUCGGCUGACUCUAUUCAUAUCACUCCAGAGAUAACACUGAAUAUACCCGAUGUCUGUAAAACCAACGAAAGGUGCAAGACAUUUGUCGACAACAUAUUCAAUCAUAGUGUGACGUUCCCACUUAGCCGAAUUCAAAAUUUGGAGGACUUCAGACUUUCUUUACACGCUGCAAUUGAUAUCCCACACAUCACACCAAUUGAUCCAACUGAUAUUACAACAAUUGACUUGCAAUUUACUUCGGAAACUGCCGAAGAAAUUCGACCUGUUUUAAAAAUUGGAGUUGACGAGAGUUACACCCUUUCUGUGACUAAGGAAACGAUUUCUAUCAGUGUAAAGACGGUGUUUGGUCUUCGACAUGCCUUUGAGACAUUUAUUCAAUUAGUGAGAAUGUCAGACAAAAAGACGUAUAUUUCACAACUUCCCAUCACUAUAUCAGACUUCCCUCGAUUCAAGUGGAGAGGGUUACUCGUCGACCCCUCAAGAAAUCAAAUCCUCCCCAAAACCUUUUACAAAAUUGUUGACUCUCUGGCCGCGUUUAAAAUCAAUAUAUUACACUUGCACAUCUCCGACGCACAAACUUUCUUGUUUGAAUCAAAGAAGAAUCCUGAGUUUACUAAAAAGGCGAGCUACUCGAAGAAGUACAUAUUGACACAAAGCUUCCUUAAAGAACUGAUUGAUUACGCCGAGUUGAGGGGUAUCAUAGUAUACCCUGAAUUAGAUAUGCCAGCACACGCUGCAUCAUGGGGCAAGGCAUACCCUGGUGUUGGUGUAGAUUGUUGGGAUUACGCUUCGAAGCCCACGAUGCACUAUGGAGAGAACCUUAUCACGAUGAACCCUGCCGAUGAAAACACGUUCCCCCUCAUCGAGUCUUUAAUAGCCGAACUAUCUGAUGUAUUUACUUCAGACUAUAUUCAUGUGGGCGGUGAUGAAGUGAACCAAAAUUGCUGGAAAAAGUGUAAAGAGUUAAGUGUCAUUAAUGAAUGGAUGACAAAUCACUCAGUUAAAGACUUUACUGGUCUUGAGUCAUACUUCAAUAAGUACUCCCAAGACUGUGUUAUCGCGAACAAAAAGACACCAAUUGUGUGGGAAGAAGUGUUCAAGAACAACAACGCGGACACCACCACAAUUGUACAAGUGUGGCAAAAUGACCCAUUACUCAAACAGGCAGUAGACGCAGGAUAUAACACUAUUUAUUCAUCAGGGUUUUACCAAUCAUCAGGAGACCCCGAUUGUAAAGUGUAUAAUGAAUCAACGUGUUAUGACUUGUACCAUAUGUGGGUGUGGACGUUCAAAGACUUCUAUGCGAAUGAUCCAACAAAGGAAUUCACUGAGGAUGAACUGAGUAAAGUGUAUGGGAUGGAAGGGUGCUCUUGGGGAGAGAGUUGUGACGACCAGAAUUGGUUUGAUAGAUCACAGACAAGAUUCAUGGCGUUGGCAGAGCGAUUUUGGAGCAGUAAAGAGAUGACCGAUGCCGACUCAUUGGAGGUCAGAAUGAAUUAUGUAAGAUGCAUGAAUCUGAGAAGAGGAAUAUCAAAGGGAAUGGGUCCGAUCUAUUGCAACUAUUGCCAACUUCCUGAAGAGGUUGAGUCCCAAUAA